AUGUCCCGUUUUCUAUCUCCCUUAGACACUUCGGCCGGUUUGGAGCCGCUGUUCAUCCUUCCUCUUCCGCCCUCAUUUGGGUUGGUAUGCAAGCAAUCGCCUGCCUCGGUUCAUUCCUCUGGAUAUAGAUCCGAGGCAGACAUGAUGAGCCCCAAGUCUUCUAAUACGCAGGAACCAAAGAGUGAAUGUGAUACGCAGUCCCUGACCGACAGUGUAACAGACUAUCCCGUGGAGAAUGGAAGACGGUAUCACAAGUACCAUGAAGGAUUAUAUCCAUACCCUAAUGAUGAACAAGAGCUUGAUCGAUUGGACUUGCAACAUCACAUGUUCAGAAUGCUCAUGAAGAAUAAACUAUACCAUGUACCCCUUGAAAAACCACUUGAAAUCCUUGACAUCGGCACUGGAUCUGGGAUAUGGCCGAUAGAGAUGUCCCAGAUUUUCCCCAAUGCCACCAUUACAGGAACUGAUCUUUCACCGGUUCAACCAACAGAAGUUCCCGAAAAUGUUCACUUUCUGGUAGAUGAUGCCACAGAAGAGGAAUGGCUCUGGGAACCAAACACUUUCGACUUCGUUCACAUUGGACACAUGACAGGCGCUAUGCCAUCCUUUAAACAAUUAUUACGACAAUGCUACAAGCAUCUCAAGCCAGGUGCUUAUAUCGAGUGUCAAGAGUUAGAUCCUAAACCGAAGUGCGAUGACAAUACCAUGCCACCAGAAAAUCCAGACGGAUAUAGUGCCUUCGCACUCCAUGACUGGGUUGAUUUAAGCGUGCGGUCUAGCCAGACCGUUGAACCAUGUCGCCAAUUUCGAAUCGCACAUCGCAUUGAACGGUGGAUGAAGGAAGUAGGCUUCGUGGAUAUUGAACUACGGAAAUUCAAACUUCCAACCAAUCCAUGGCCAACCGAUGAACACAUGAAGCAAAUCGGGGUAUGGAGUGAGAGAAACUUUCUUGAGGCAUUAUCUGGUUGGUCAUAUAAGCCGUUCCUUGCACUAGGUUGGUCCAAACCUGAAAUCGAAGUCUUUCUCGUGGAUGUGAGGAAGAGUAUUCAGGAUAGGAAUGUGCAUGCCUACAUGGACUACUAUGUGUCAUGUGCCAAGAAACCCCGUCCGAAGCUGCUUCCAAAUGUCGAUGAAAGGUGA
Molecule: messenger RNA, 1140 nt
Organism: Penicillium malachiteum
Lineage: Eukaryota; Fungi; Ascomycota; Eurotiomycetes; Eurotiales; Aspergillaceae
Product: class I SAM-dependent methyltransferase
Exons: 6
Coding region: 1-1140 (379 amino acids)
Molecular function (GO): methyltransferase activity
Source: RefSeq, a predicted model, not a curated record